Molecule: messenger RNA, 651 nt
Organism: Abrus precatorius (Indian licorice)
Lineage: Eukaryota; Viridiplantae; Streptophyta; Magnoliopsida; Fabales; Fabaceae
Product: axial regulator YABBY 4
Exons: 7
Coding region: 1-651 (216 amino acids)
Biological process (GO): polarity specification of adaxial/abaxial axis; plant ovule development; multicellular organism development
Cellular component (GO): nucleus
Source: RefSeq, a predicted model, not a curated record
AUGUCAACACUGAACCAUCUUUUUGAUCUUCCAGAACAGAUAUGUUACGUACAAUGUGGAUUCUGUACCACCAUUUUAAUGGUAAGUGUCCCAUGUAGCAGUUUGUCAAUGGUGGUGACAGUGAGAUGUGGGCACUGCACAAGUCUUCUUUCUGUUAAUAUGAUGAAAGCUUCUUUUGUCCCUUUCCACCUUUUAGCAUCUCUUAGUCAUCUUGAGCCAAAAGAAUGCAGUCCAGAAGUAGAUGCAAAUAAGAGUUUGAACAGCCAUAGUGCAUUCAUGACAACUUAUUCUGAUUGUGAAGAAGAGGAUGUGAUUCCAAUGAGUAAUGUCGUGAACAAACCCCCAGAGAAGAGACAAAGAACACCAUCAGCCUAUAACCGCUUCAUCAAAGAAGAGAUUAAAAGGCUAAAAGCUGAACACCCUGACAUGGCCCACAAAGAAGCUUUUAGCACAGCUGCAAAAAAUUGGGCCAAUUUCCCCCCAACUCAGUGCAAAGGAGAUGAAGAGAGCUGUAGCCAGACAGAUCAACUUGCAGAUCUUGACUCCAAUGUGGACCCUCAUGAUGCUGAGGUCAAUGAAGAAGAAGGUCAAGGUUUCCGUGGAAGAAAAGUCCCAAGAAAUUCCAUCUUGGAAAGGACACCAUUUGAGUGA